This is a messenger RNA of Toxoplasma gondii ME49, 3189 nucleotides long. RefSeq names its product 4'-phosphopantetheinyl transferase superfamily protein. Gene Ontology annotation, molecular function: magnesium ion binding; holo-[acyl-carrier-protein] synthase activity. The record is from RefSeq and is a predicted model, not a curated record. The transcript is spliced from 6 exons. Bases 1100 to 2413 code for a protein of 437 amino acids. Gene Ontology annotation, cellular component: cytosol. NCBI's taxonomy places the organism in Eukaryota, Apicomplexa, Conoidasida, Eucoccidiorida, Sarcocystidae.
AGGUAGUGGGUUGUAGCAGGGAGGGCUACUACUUUCGUCACCCAUCGACCACCGGCUGUAUAGAGAGUGCAGCUGAUCCCACCAUGGGGCUGGAGCUUUGGGUGGUAUAAAUGGACUAAAUAACAGUCUGUGAUGGAUUGCGAACACCUUCACAGACGUGCUUUUGCUGCGUAGGAGUGGUGAUUUGCGAGGUCCGGCUAUACACUUCUGUGCUGCGGCGGUAAUUUGGAACACGACGUUCAACAGUCGUUGUUGAGCCUGCCUUAGCAGUGGGCGCAAUCAAUAGAGAGGUUUCGAUUUUCACUCAUGUCGUUGCAGUUGGUUGUUUUCGAGGCGCGAGGGUCCUCUGACAGGAAAUACCCUCGAAGAGCCGGCAACCCCCUUUGAUGCUCCCGACCCGGCUCUGGUGACACCACACGCGAAUACUACCGUGCGUGCGCGUCUCUCGCUCGAGACGUGUCUGUCCAGAUGGCCUUCGUUUUUGCGACCUUUUGACGUUUGCUAUCGUGUUUCCUACUUCAGGGCCUCACAGAAAUACGUGCAAGUCGCAUCUUUCACUUGAAACGUGCCCGUGCUGUUGAACGGACUCUCCGUGUCUCCCGCUCUCGUCCGGACUGGGCGGUUUUCUACUUGCACUGGUGUCCCCGUGAGUCUUGUGCUCUGCCGUCUAUCCAUUGUAUGGUCUGACUGCGGUAGCAUCGGUGUUUUUUCUUGGCCGACUUCUUUCUAACCGAUCUGUCUCUCCUUUGUCUCUGGGCAACCCUUUCAUCGCGUUCGCCUCUCCAGCUAGCCGCACAGGAGCAGGACGUGCUCGUGUGCUGCAAAGAGAAAGCACGUUUUCGGAGGGCUUUGGACUGUCGGAUGGAGUCUUUUACUUUCCGUUUCACACGCACCGGUGAUCGCCCCAUCGCACUUUAUUUCCACUUUUUUCUCAAACCAGAGGCAUCGAGGUCUUUCCUCUCGGAACUCUGUUACACCGGGAUAUUCCUUCCCCCCCUGAGACGCCCUGGCUCGGACAUCCGGUCUUGCCGAUACGACUAUCCUUUGUCUGUGAGAAGAUCUGAGCCGAUGCCCUUACGAAUGGGGUAGAGUUUUCAACAUGAAUACCGAGCUCCUUUCAUUGACGGACGAACCCGUCAUUCUAGUGCGUCUCUGCGAUAUACGGACACUUCCGGCAACGGACGCGCUGAUCACGAAAUCCGAAAACAUCAUUGCCGCAGAAGAAGUUUCUUCAGCUCUCAGAUACCGGCAGGAGAACGACAAGCGAAUGGCUCUGUGCAGUCGUCUGCUACAGCAGUGCUUACUCCGCGGUCACUCCUCCAGACAUCGAGGCUCGUGCUUGUCACCGCGAUCACGUGUACCUCUCCGCCAUUCCACGCCUUCUCUUCAUUCUCCCCGUCUUACUGCUUCCACGCGCCGCCCAUCUUGUCUGUUGCCGAGAGCCGCGCACGCGCUUCCGGAGAAAAUCGAACGCCAGCGAAGUGGCCAAAAACCCAUCUGGAUUCCGCACGCGGAAGAACGAUCGCCUUUUAUUCACUUCAACGUCUCCCAUGACACCGGUCUCGUCGUGCUCUCUGCGUCCCGUCUACUUGUUGGCGUCGACUGCAUGCAGGUCACGGUUCGCGGAGCGUCCAGUCGCUCGGUCGCGGAUCUACUGCGAGCCAUGGAUUCCCAGUGCGUAGGCAGAGAGCGACCGUACGUCUUGGGCGAGGACAGCGACGUCAGCGACGAAGAGAAGCUGAGACGCUUCAUGAAAAUCUGGACGAUGAAGGAGGCGUUCGUGAAAGCCUGUGGAACAGGCGUGUACGUCGACCCAGCACGACUCGAGUGCGUUCUGCCCGAAUAUGAUUCUCCGACGGCGUGCACUCCCGCGCCGUCUCUCGCUUGUCCGUAUACUCCAGAGUACGACUUGAACGAAGACACCCACGCAUGCUCUCCAGGGGGGAAAGCCAACCCUGGUCAAGUGUUGAGUGGCGAAGGUCCCACGGCCGUGUCCACGCAAGAAACAUACAAAUCGUUGAGUCUAGAGUCCGAUGAGGACACUGGAGAGGACCGACCAAUGGUGCGCAUCAUGAUGGACGGAGAAGAACAAAAGAAUUUUGGAUUCGCCUGGCUCGACGCGUCCGUCGCUCCGGGUUUCAUCAUUUGUGUCUGCUGGGGUCCCGUGCAGGCGGCACAGAAAAAAUACCUUGAGUGCAUGCCCGAGCGAGAGCGCGAGGCAAUAAAAGCAGUAACAGCGAGGCGAAUCAGCAGGGAAUCGGAGAAGCGCUUCUCGAGGGACGAGGGCUUUCCGUGCAAAGAUGCCGCGAGUUGUGUAUACACCGGGACGUCUCGCCUUCCGCGAUUCGACGUUCGUUGGGUUUCAGGAGAAACGCUUGUUCAGGAACCGCCUGUCGCCCCUGGAAAAGAUUAGGAACCUCACGUCGGGCAGGCUUGAACGGCAGCCGUUGCAUGCAGUCGCGCGGAAAUCUGUGUGGUUUGACGCAGCUACGGGUGUCGCUAAAGGCCACGCAGUACGCUGACUGAAACAGGAACGGUAACGCUAUCUUUUAUGGAACGCCCCUGCCAGUGGGUCUCGCCUCGCCAUUCGCUUGACACCAACUCGAUUUCGUUGUCCGAUAUUUGUUUUUUUUUGUUUUCGUUUUUUUGCUGCCACAGCGUGAGCCCACCACGCUUUUCGUUUCGACCCCGCGGCUCUCCACGCUACGGCUUUGAAUUUCGACGCGAAUUUCAAAAGGCACUCCAAUGAAUAUGCACUCCCGUUGUUGCCUGCCUGUUUCUCGCCUAUAUUAGUAAAGCAUAUAGAUUUGUAGAGGCAGACAAGUGUAUAGAUGAGUGCUUGCACAGAUACGUUUGAACCCAUGGUGAAGCGACACGUUUUGUGGGCAUACGUUUGUGUACACAUUUUUUUGUAUAGACUUGAGUUCGCAUUCCUGUGUGGUUGUGUAUAAGUGGACUUGCACAUACAUCGGCGAACAAGAUGUGUGCUCAAUAUGUGUGCUGGGGUUCUACGAUACCCACAAGAGAGCACAGCAGGAUAUACAAUUUUGCGAGUGCCUGAGAGAAAAAACGCGCAAGGCGCCGCCCCUCUCGCGUCAACUGUUUUGUGUGGAAAAUACCGUCAGUUCCAAGCCUCUAUGCGAGGCCAGUUUUCACAGCAGACUUGGAAAUGAAUCAUCUUCCUCAUCU